This is a messenger RNA of Zasmidium cellare ATCC 36951, 1905 nucleotides long. RefSeq lists its product as uncharacterized. Gene Ontology annotation, molecular function: protein binding. NCBI's taxonomy places the organism in Eukaryota, Fungi, Ascomycota, Dothideomycetes, Mycosphaerellales, Mycosphaerellaceae. The coding region runs from base 1 to 1905 and encodes 634 amino acids. The transcript is spliced from 3 exons. The record is from RefSeq and is a predicted model, not a curated record.
AUGCCUCCUCUCUUCAACCUGGGCCCCUUCGGUCUCUCCAACAACACCAGCACCAUGCAACCAUCCACCCGUCCGUCGGCCUCGCCAUAUGCCGUCGCCAUUUCCCUCACCUCCAACGUCUGCCAGGACCGCCGCGUCAUCACUCUGCAGCCAGGUGAAGGCGUCCAGAUCGGUCGUGCCUCCAAGUCCGAAGUCAAGAACCUCCAGCCCGCCGACGACAACGCCCUGUUCGAUUGCCCUGUCGUCUCUCGUCAGCACGCCGAACUGCGGGUCAGCUCCUAUCAACCUCGCAGCGAGCAAGUCACCAUCACGGACCUCGACAGCCUUCAUGGCACCACGGUGAAUGGCCGACGCAUCGAGGCCCAGCGCAGCUUCACCUUGAAAUCAGGUGACGUGAUCAAGUUGGGCGAGCGAGUGACUCGAGGUGACGACACACACGACGGCAUCUCUGUCACCUUCAGACGACUCGACGACAUCUCCACCAACCACUACCAAGUCCCCUCACCAUCCGAGCCCGAGGCCUCUGACUACGAGAGUGACGUGGAAUCCGUCCGCAGCAUUGCGAGAGACCCAUCGUCCGCCCACACCACACCUGAGAGCAACAAGAUCAAGCUUGGUUCGCAGGACCAACCCAUCUUCAUCGCCGAAUCUGUGCCAGCUCCAGUCAUCGACCUUUCUAAAGACGAGCAAGACCAGAACGCUAUGCAACCAGCUCAGCGUCACAUCAUCCCAGACACAUACGAAGACGACGAGUCUCUCGUGGCGGAAGAAGACGAUGUCGACGAGGGUGCCUACGUUGCUUCGGACAAUGAGUCGGUGGACCUUGGUAGUGUCCAAGCGUCUGAAGACCAGUCAGUCGUCCUGGGUGACGAUUUCGACGACAAGGAAGACGACCAAAACAUCUUCCCAGAUGAUGACAUCUCCGACGCCGACCGCUUUUCGGAUGGUGAAGACUCUGGUUUCGUCGCUCCAACCUUCGCGCCAGAUGAUGACUUCACUGCGCCGGUAGAGAGCAUCCAAGAGCAGGUCGCCGAGCUGCGUCCAAUCGACCAGUUCAACACCAUGAACAACCAGGCCCAAACGGUGAACAACUCUUUCACCGAGCCAAAACCACGCUAUGAUCCAGUCCGCAAUUCACAGCCACCAGUGGAGAACGAGGCUCCCAAGUCUGACCCUGCACCAAUUUUCGUCAAGCCUCCUGCCCGAACCUAUACGUAUGACCCCUUUGGACAUGGAACCGACUUUGUGAACCCGGCUACUAACUCGUACUACAGGAGUCGCUGGGAUAUGCGCCCACCACAACACCCUGCGUUCCACGUCUACCCGAAGAAGCCUGCACCUGCGCCGGUCCCAUCCGUUUUCGACAACUACCUCAACCCGCAACCAUUCGCCUCACUGCUUGAGCCAUACACCAAUACCAGCGCUUUCUUCAAUGCUCUGCAGCAGCCACUCGACCCUAUGCCGCAACCCACCUAUGCGCCUCAAGUUGCACCAAUUCAGCCACAGAUCUCCCCCGUGGCCAACGACACGACCAUCACCGCUAGCACUGGCAAAAUCUCAAUCCCCAGCAUCAUCGACGGCGUGAACCAAGAUGCAGCUGUUACUGGUGACGAGUCUCAGAAGGUCGUCUCGCCAACUGGCAACAAGCGCAAGGCCAGCGAGAUGGAGGCAUCGGAGGAGAAGAACGAGUCGUCGGCACCACUAGCAGUUCAGCAGACGGCUGAAGUGGUCACGGCUACAGCGACCCCACGCAUCAAGCGCCGCCGCACUCGUCGUCAUGGUACUGUCAAUCAGCUCACUACCAGCUUCGCCAAGUACACUGGCGCAGCCGUUGUUGGUGCAGCUGCCACAUGCGCAUUCCUCAGCAGCCCGGCCGCGCAGUGGGUAAUCGAUUAUCUCGGCUGA